AGUUUUUGUUAGUAUUGAGUUGUACACUAUAUCAACAACAUGGAAAUUGAUUUUGGAUUUGCAAGAACUGUGUACGGUGUUGCAUUACUGUUAAUGGUGUUCAUUACACUGCUUGGGUAUGCGGUGUAUUUUGGUGCUAUAUGGCGGAGCAAAACAUUGCAGACACGUCAUAUUUGGCUGACGUCAUUGGCGUGUGGUGACAUCAUAAUGAUGGUUCAUCUGAUCUUGGAAAGUCUGUCGAGCUUGGGCAUGGGGCAUCGACCUCGCCAGAACUUUGAGUGUCAGGUUGGGGCAUUGGUUGGAUUGUUCUCUGGUUACGUCACAAUCGCCAGUAUUACGUGGAUUGCCAUUGACAGAUAUUAUCGGCAGUGUAAACCAGAAAAAGUUGGAGUGAACUAUUGCUUCUAUGUGAUAAUAGUGUGGGCUAUGAGCUUCUUAGCAGCAAGUGGUCCAGCAUUGGGGUUUGGGGCUUAUGAGAGCGCGGAGGAAAAUACAGUCAAGUGUUUGAUUGACUUAAACAAAAAGGACACGAACUCACGCUUGUACAUAAUCCUUGUUUCUGCGGUUUGGUUUGUUUAUCCCUUCGUUAAAAUGAUUCUGUACAACAAGAAACUCGUGCAGGAAGCUAAAGAACCACAACCGAUGGCAUUUGCUGUCCCACUGACCUUCUUCCUCUGCUAUUUGCCGUUCGCCAUCUACGCUAGCUUAAAGAUCACCGUCGGGCUCCCCCCACUUAACUCCAUGGUCGUCGCCUCUAUCUAUAUGCUGCCUAAAGUAAUAUCUGUAGUGAACCCGUAUCUAUACAUGCGGUCAGACCCAGAAUUGCUAGCUGCUUGCAGACACGUUGUCGGUUUGACAGAUGGGAAAAAGGCAGUGUAACUUGGUAAUGACCUAAGAUAUAUAACUGGACGUUAUUUGGUGUCAUUGUAAUGUUUAUUUUUUGUUGAAAUAAAGUGUACGCAAGUA
This is a messenger RNA of Ciona intestinalis (vase tunicate), 966 nucleotides long. The record is from RefSeq. NCBI's taxonomy places the organism in Eukaryota, Metazoa, Chordata, Ascidiacea, Phlebobranchia, Cionidae.